CUGCAUAACUGUGACAUCUACGUAUAUAUGUUUUGAAACAGGAGUUUCGAAACGUGUUAUUGUUUACUUCAGAAGAGCUGUGAUAAUCUAACAUUCAAAUUCCAAGUCUCAAAAUGACGUCUCAAAACAAUUCAACUUGGUGGUUUGAUUGUAAUCAAGGAAAAAAAGAGCGUCCAAAAUUUGAAAAACCUAAUAUAAUUGGGUACUUUAGUUUGAAUAUGCAAGGAGGAAAAAGAGAUUAUGUGGGAGAUUAUUCGCAAUUAGUUUACUUGAGCAAAUGUAUGCUGCGUGAACGAAGAGUUCACUUGAAUUUAAAUAAUGGACUUGACAAAGCUAUCAGAAAACCAGUUGGGAAGGACGAAAGAAUUGAUUUUAUACUUACCUGGAUUCUUAAUAAUUAUAAUAAAAUAACGCUUGAUCCUCAACCAGAACCAAGUAGAUGGUUGAAACCAGAAUUUAUAUGUUAUCGAGGAACAUUGACAAAAAUUGCAACUUCAAAUUAUGAUGAUUCUUUAGCUUGGAUAUUAUGUGCUGUAAAAUUUCAUGGUACUAUUUAUAUAUGUUCAUAUGACACAGAAGAGCAAAAACAUGAACAGCUCAACCGAACACCUAAUGAUCUUAAAUUCACAUCAUAUGGUUUUAAAUUUGAACAAUACAUGACUGCAGAUCACCCUAAGUCAAUGCCACGGACAUAUGAACCAGUUAAUGAAGGGUCAGAGUUUAGUUGCGUUUAUACAACUAAAUUAAAUGAUAUGCAAUUAUUGUAUCCUGCAGAAAUGGACGCUGUUGAUUCUGAUGUUUUGUUAGAAGAACCAAUUGAUUGGAACAAAAUAAACUUUGUUGAGUUUAAAACCAGUAAAGAACUAAACAGACACACUAAUCUAGAAUAUUGGUAUAGAAAAGUUAUUAGAUGGUGGUGCCAAAGUUAUCUGGUUGGAGUAAGAGAUCUUUUUUGCGGUAAUAGAAGUCAUAAAGGAAUUGUCUAUAGAGUAGAUAAAAAGUCAGUGCAAUCGCUUGAACAUGAUUUGAGGGAAUACAAUUGGUAUGUUGAAGAUUGCUUAAAAUUUUGUGAACAGUUUCUGAAUCACUUAAAAACUGUUGUUAAACAAGAUCACGACAAAUGCAUUUAUAAAUUCUACAAGCCUGCAAAUAGUAGACAAGUUGAAUUAGAAAUUCUACCUGGUGAUUCAGAAUUAGCAUUUUUACCACACUGGUUUACGGAUCCAGUAAACAAAAUAGUUGCUUCAAGAGACAAUAGUUUUUAAUUGCAAAAAAAUAUUUUUUUAUAAACUCUUUAAAAAUAUUUUUAACGCACAUGCAAAUAAAAAACUUGAUUACUAAACUGAUUGUCCCCAUAUCUGAUUUA
This is a messenger RNA of Trichogramma pretiosum, 1366 nucleotides long. It is a transcript of the gene Rai1, whose product is annotated as decapping nuclease DXO homolog. The record is from RefSeq and is a predicted model, not a curated record. The transcript has 4 exons. Lineage: Eukaryota; Metazoa; Arthropoda; Insecta; Hymenoptera; Trichogrammatidae. Gene Ontology annotation, molecular function: mRNA 5'-diphosphatase activity. Gene Ontology annotation, biological process: nuclear-transcribed mRNA catabolic process; NAD-cap decapping. Gene Ontology annotation, cellular component: nucleus; cytosol. Bases 114 to 1265 code for a protein of 383 amino acids.